Molecule: messenger RNA, 5155 nt
Organism: Anarrhichthys ocellatus (wolf-eel)
Lineage: Eukaryota; Metazoa; Chordata; Actinopteri; Perciformes; Anarhichadidae
Product: microtubule-associated tumor suppressor 1 homolog
Exons: 16
Coding region: 599-3955 (1118 amino acids)
Cellular component (GO): nucleus; cytoplasm
Molecular function (GO): microtubule binding
Source: RefSeq, a predicted model, not a curated record
CUUACCUCGCCUGUGCUCACACACACUCUUUCACACACAGAAGUAAUGGGAUAAGAUACGACGUGCAGUGCAGUGCAGCGAGGAGGAUUUGUGUCGAGGUGGGAAGCCAGGAGUGUGAGUGUUGAGUUUCCAUGAUUUUUAUCUGGAUGUGUUUUUCUGCGGCAGUGAAGUCUGAAAAGAAGCUGAGAAUGUCUUCAACAGCAGAGUAAAGACAAAAUGUGGAAUUUGGUCUUCAAACAUUCUCUAAAUGACAGUUCUGCACUUGACAAGGACACAAUGUCUUUCAGACCUUUUCUAAAUACUGCAGCAUCUGUGUGCAGUGUUUAAAAUGUAUAAAUGGAUGGAUUGCAACUCAGAAACAUACUAAAUAUACUAUCUAAACAUAGCUGUAGAAAUCUGCCAAUACUGCCCCACGGAGAAUGGAUUGGACGUUCUAUCAAAUGUCAAUAUAGAGAGUAUAAAGAAGAUUAAAGCUAUAAAGAGGACUGUUCAGAGUUGUUGCACAACCAUCAAGAACAACGGAAAGCAAAUAGGCAAAUAAAAACCUGUACGUCACAGAUCAGAAGAAAGUAACAACAUUGUACCUUCUGGUCCAGAGAUGAGUGUUCCUCUUCAUGGUGCAGGAGACUACAAUGGGAAUGCUUUCCCAAUUUCCUCUUCUACCUCCUCUUCCUACUCAUGUCUGGGGGAGUCGUCUCCUGAGUUACUGAGGAGUCUGAGCAGCCUCAGUGGGGGCCGGACCAACAGCCCUCUGGACUAUGACAUGUUUGAGGUCACCCAGACGACAACGGUGAUUACCAAAACCGACAAAAUGACUGAUGUUGUAAUUUCAAAAUGGAUACCAGAGGAGGAAAGUAAACCACAUGACAAUGAUGACAUCUCUGUGGGAAAGAUACAAAAAGUAACAGAGAUAUCAGAAUCUAAUGACAACUCAGUGUCUGUUUACCUUGACGCAAACAGCUUUGAAUACCGCCAAGACACUUGGAACGACAAUGACAACCUGACACUGGCACUGUCCUUGACGACGAGCAGCGUCAAUGAUGACCUCAGUAGUCAAAGCAGUAAUGGGAGAAGGCAUGGCUCCUCGACUCCAGACUCCGACGCAACAGAAAUCCCUGCUGAUGUUGAUGACGAUGAAGAGGAAGCUUUGUUUCUGUCUGUGAGCUCUGACAUGGGUGUGCGGAAAAGCAGCAUAACCCUCAGCUCAAUCAGUCAAUCCAGCAACAACCUGAUGAACCCAGGUGGCUCUGCUGUGUCGACAGAGGGGACUGUGACUGUGAGUGUAGUUGAUGAUGAGAGGGCAUGUCUCCUUGGUCUACCUGUGGAAGACCAGACAGAGCCUCCCUCUGAGGAUGUUUGUGAAACCACUCAGAUAUUAUCUUCGUCCCCCUCUCCUACCAAUCCAGAUCAAGAUGCUAACGAAGUCGCAUUUUCUCAACUUGAGGAAACUGAAAAAUGCGAUGAGGGGCCCAAACCAUCCAACCCUAACACCAGUCAGCCAGCCAGAGCAGCAAAAACCAAACCAACCAUUGCCAUUUCAACUGCUCCCAAGACAACUGUGUCCACAGCCAUCAAAGCGUCCAGUCUGGAGGCAAAGAGAGUUUCCAAACUAGAUCUGAAAGAUGUUGAGGCUAAAGUUGGAUCACGGCCCAACCUGUCUCCAUCUAAAACACCCAACCAGCAGAACAAAUCUGCUCCAGCCAAUGGAAAGAGAGCUGUUCCUAGGAAGGAGGAAGAAAAGACUGGGGAUGGGGGUAAUAAGCAAAGGUCAUCUGCAGGUCCAGUCAAAGUGGCCGUGGUGCUGAAAUCUAUUAGAAGAAAGAGCAGUAACCCCAAAACCAACCACCAGACAGCAGCCAAUGGCUCCGCUCAGCCAGAGAGGAAGAGUUUGGCUGUCAGUCGAACAUCUGAGGCAGUUAAGGAAGGAGCCCUGGAAACUCCCAGGAUGGCUGUCCAAGAAGUGAGUGAUAAACAUGUCACAGUUGGAUGUGUGGAGACUAAACAUCCAGGUGAAGAUGCUCACGAAGGUACUGGAAAAACUUUAAAGACUGAGGCUGCUGUGGGGAAAUCAAUGAAUCCUAGCAGGAAAGUCUCCUCAAAGCUGGGGCCCAAUUCCAGGCAUCAAGGGAGAUGCACCAGAGUGGAUAAGGGGCCCCUGGGACCGGCUCCACCUCCAGGUUCAGGGACUGGACCUCCAGGACAGGGGAUUCCUGGACCCAGGCAAAACCAGAGUGAUGGUUACACGUUGGGAGAAGGUGGACAGAGCACUGGAGGCAGAUCUCCAACGAGGCAGAGCCAAAGUCAGUGCCAGGGUAUCCCAAAACCUCGCACCACCGCAGCUGUCCUGGGUCCCGCAACGUCCAACUCUAAACCAACAGCCAAUCAGCAGGCACUGGGGCCUGUCAGAAGACCUGCUGCACCCGUCGCAUCAAAACUUCCUGUAAAGGGACUACCCACAAGCCUCACUUCCUCGUCACUGGAAAGCACUGAGAUCAGUGGAGCCACAAGCAAAGUGGACAAAAACAAGCCCCGGGAGGCGCUAGCAAGACCCACAAACGCCAACACCAGCUCACUGGCAGCAGCACCCGCAAGAGGAAACAACCAGAGAAAACAGCAUCCUCCACCAGAACUGGUACCAGACGUGGUGAAUGCUAAUGCACCAGUGAUGGCAGUUCUGCCAGUGCCGGCCCCUGAUACCACUAACACUGGCUCAGGCACCACUGGAGCCUCUGGUCUUGGAUUCAAAGCAAAAAACGGGUCAAGAUCCAGCCCCAAAACAGCAUCUCGCCUGCAAAAUACAUCCAAGCCUGGCGCAGCGGGGGCUGUUGUGGUGGACCGGAUGGUCACUGCCAAACAGAACCAGAACAAAGAGCUGGCAGAGAAGAAGAACCAGGCCAUUAACCAGCUGAGGAAGCUGCUGGUCCAGGGGAAUAAGAGAGUCGAGGCUCUGGCUAUAGUCAUCCAACAGCUCUUCACUGAGCGUGAGCAAGCCCUGAAGCAGAAGAAGGGGUUGUCGCUGGAACUGGCAAACCUUCGAGACGAACUGGUCGCAUCGUCACAGUGCUGCGAGCGUCUCCAGAAGGGGAAGGAGGAGGUGCGCGUCAGCUUGCAGGAGGCCUUGAACAGGCUGCAGAAGCAGCACAAGGAAGAGCUUGUGCAGCUGGAGGACAGAUUGAGGAGUUUUUACCAAACGGAGUGGGACAAAGUCCACCAGACGUACCAGGAGGAGGCCAACAAAUGUCGCAUGUUGAUGGAACAGCAGGUGGAGGAAGUGAGGAGCCGACAGGAAGCAGAGAGGAAAAACCAGGAAGUGAGUCACAGCCAGAAGAUGGAGUCUCUCAAACUGCAGUAUGAGAUCUCCUUACAAGAGCUGAAUAGGAUCCAGAACCUGAACAAAACACUGAAGGAUACCGAAACAUCUCUUUCUGAGAGCAUUUGUGAGCUGUCAGCAGAGAAGGGGGCUCUGAAUGAGAAGCUGAAAGCAGAGGAGGAGAGGAGGAGGCAGAUACUCACUGACAAGAAUCUGAAGGACUCCCACACAGUGUACCUGGAGCAGGAGCUGGACAGUCUUAAGGUGGUGCUGGAGAUCAAAAACAACCAGCUGCACCAGAAGGAGAAGAAGCUCAUGGAGAUGGACAAACUGUUGGAGACUAAUGUGAAACUAGAAGAGUGUCUGACGAAGGUCCAACAGGAGAACGAGGACUAUAAGGCCAGGAUGGACAAACACGCUGCUCUCUCCAAGCAUUUGUCCAGUGAACAGGCCAAACUCCAGCAGAUGCUGCAGAAAGAGUCCAAGGUCAACAAGCAUCUGUCCAUGGAGAACGAGGAGCUGCUGUGGAAGCUGCACAAUGGUGACCUGCUGGCGAGUCCCAGCCGCCUCUCACCCACCUCGCUCUUCGGCUCACCGCGCAACUCUGUCUCCAUCCCCACAAUUGCACCCUUAUCGCCCAGAUAACCCCAGCAACGAAUGACAAACCAUUCCUCUCCUGUGACCUCCUACUUGUCCUUGUCACCUUUACAAGAGAAAGACCAGUCACAGCAGUGUUGCUGGAUAUUAAUGAUAAACUUGUACAUUUGGAAUAAAUUGCUUAAAAGACGCUUCUCUUGAAAGUAAAAAGACAUUGCAGUGGCACCAAUGCACUUAUGUCUGAGAGUGGGACUGACCUUGCUCUCUACCAAAUGCCUGGUUCUCCAACAAACCUUUCUUCUUUUUGUGAAGAAAGCAUUAAUAACAGGCACACCUCAGGGUCUGUACAAGGCUCCUCACUCUUGUUAUGACUAUCCUAACCUGUUUUUCCAAUAUGUUGUACAGUUUAAGUCCCGCUCAUCCUGUUCUUUUAUACCGCUCUUUCUUAAGAGGUGGAUGAGAAAAACUUUGGAUUUGUGGCGUAUGUAGGUUUGUGGAAAGAGACUCAAAGUUGUUUGGGUUUGGCAAAUCAUAAAAUGACGGGUACCUCUCGGUGGAUUAGCAUGGAUUCUUUUGCCUUUUCCCUUCUUUUUAAAGAGGACGUUUUUCCCCCAAACAGCGAAGUUCAAUCACUUAUUUGCUUUGGACCUCUGGAAGAAGUGGAUGAACUUGGUGUCCUUCUGUGGGCAAACAGGAACUCAUAUUCAGUUUGUUCAUCUGAAGAACUGACCGAAACUACUGACAUGAUCCUUUGAUCCAAUGGAUGUCUGUUCCUCCAUGUAAACUCCUCACAACCUCUACGUGGAAUGUAAUCACCUUUGGAUGUUAAUCUGAGCAGCCCAGUUUAGAGACACAAACACUAUCUCAGAGCCAAAUAUGCAGAAGAAGUGUGCUGGCCGGGACAGUGUUCACCCCCUUUACCAAUUCCUUUCAAUCUCACAUUAACAAAGACAUAAGACCCCCCCAUCCCGCCCCACAGCCUCUAAAUCACCUUGUGCCCAAACAGAAACAAGGCAAAGCUGAACUAGUGGCUGAUCAGUUAUCUGUCUUUGCUUUGGGUCACGUGAUCAUUUCCAUAAAGAAAACUCCCAGACUCUCCCUAACUGGCCGGUAACUGGCCUGUUUUACAGAAUCACUUUGUCUGUCUAGUGUCUGUCCUGUAAAACCUCAGAUGUACCCAGUUUGCCUCAAUUCUCUAUGUUCAGUUUUCUUUUGGACACGGAAUAAAUAUAAUGACAUUAGAUCAAG